AUGGCGUCCACUGCUGUCCCCAAGCGCGUUGCGCUGCACCGCAACCCCACCACGGACUCCUCGGUGACCAACUCAACGACGGCCUCCCCCUUCGAUAGCCCUCGCCAAUCGCCCUCGUCAACCUCUCUGUCCUCCAUGGCUUCGGAACAGGACAACGGCGGCAAGAUGCUGGAUACCUAUGGUAAUGAGUUCAAGAUCCCGGACUUCACCAUCAAGCAGAUCCGUGAUGCCAUCCCCGCACACUGUUUCCACCGAUCCGCCAUCACCAGCUUGUACUAUGUUUUCCGAGAUGUCGCCGUCCUGGGCUCCGUCUUCUACCUCUUCCACAAUUAUGUCACUCCCGAGACCGUUCCCUCUUUCCCCGCUCGUGUGGCUCUCUGGGGGCUGUACACCGUCAUCCAGGGUCUGUUCGGUACCGGCGUGUGGGUUUUGGCUCAUGAGUGCGGUCACCAGGCCUUCUCUCCUUCCAAGGUUCUCAAUGACACUGUUGGCUGGAUCUGCCACUCGGCUCUGCUCGUGCCUUACUUCUCCUGGAAGAUCUCCCACGGCAAGCACCACAAGGCCACCGGUAACAUUGCCCGUGACAUGGUUUUCGUUCCCCGCACCCGUGAAGAGCAGGCUUCCCGCCUUGGCAAGGCCGUCCACGAACUCGGUGAGCUGAUGGAGGAGACUCCUAUCGUUACCGCCCUCAACCUCGUCCUCCAGCAGUUGUUCGGCUGGCCCAUGUACCUGAUCACCAACGUGACCGGCCACAACAACCACGAGAAGCAGCUCGAGGGCCGCGGCAAGGGCAAGGCUAACGGCUGGUUCGGUGGUGUCAACCACUUCAACCCCUCCAGCCCUCUGUACGAGGCGAAGGAUGCUAAAUUGAUUGCUCUGAGUGACCUCGGUCUCUUGAUCACUGGUUCCGUGCUGUACUAUAUUGGCUCAACCUACGGCUGGCUCAACCUGCUGGUCUGGUACGGCAUCCCCUACCUGUGGGUGAACCACUGGCUCGUUGCCAUCACCUACCUCCAGCACACCGACCCCACCCUCCCUCAUUACCAGCCCGAGUCCUGGAACUUCGCUCGCGGUGCCGCCGCCACCAUCGACCGUGACUUUGGCUUCGUCGGCCGCCACAUCCUGCACGGCAUCAUCGAGACCCACGUCCUGCACCACUAUGUCAGCAACAUCCCCUUCUACAACGCCGAUGAGGCCUCCGAGGCCAUCAAGGGCGUCAUGGGUGAACACUACCGCAGUGAGGCGCACACCGGCUGGACGGGAUUCUUCAAGGCGAUGUGGACCAGUGCCCGCAUCUGCCAGUGGGUCGAGCCCUCCGAGGGUACCACGGGCGAGAACCACGGUGUGCUGUUCUACCGCAACACGAACGGCAUCGGUGUCCCUCCCAGCAAGUCCGGCAAAUAA
Messenger RNA from Penicillium chermesinum, 1404 nucleotides. Its product is annotated as oleate delta-12 desaturase odeA. Gene Ontology annotation, biological process: lipid metabolic process. Lineage: Eukaryota; Fungi; Ascomycota; Eurotiomycetes; Eurotiales; Aspergillaceae. Gene Ontology annotation, molecular function: oxidoreductase activity, acting on paired donors, with oxidation of a pair of donors resulting in the reduction of molecular oxygen to two molecules of water. The record is from RefSeq and is a predicted model, not a curated record. The transcript is spliced from 2 exons. The coding region runs from base 1 to 1404 and encodes 467 amino acids.